AAAAUACCCUUUUGUAUUCUCCUCUCUCUUAGCCUUCCACGAUCACAACCCAUUUUAUUCUGGUUCCCCUCCUCCACCACCAGCUGUCACCACCGUGACAGAACCCUACCGUCCCCGCGCCGGAACCCUCCGUAACAACCAACCACCAAACCGAUUGAACCCUAAUCCCCAAAUUUCGAAAGUCAAAUUCCGCUGCAACGUUGCUUUUUGAUUCAAACAUCGUCUAUAUCCCACUUGUCUGUUAAUCGAUCAACUCAGAUCCCAAAAGUCAACUGUCAGUUUUCAAUUGUUGAAGAUGGUUCUGGUCUUGGCACUAGGGGAUUUGCACAUACCCCACAGGGCACCUGAUCUUCCUGCAAAGUUCAAAUCCAUGCUUGUCCCUGGCAAGAUCCAGCACAUCAUUUGUACUGGAAAUUUAUGUAUCAAAGAAGUCCAUGACUACUUAAGGACUCUUUGCCCAGACUUGCAUAUAACUCGUGGUGAGUAUGAUGAAGAGACAAAAUAUCCGGAGACUAAGACACUAACCAUUGGCCAAUUUAAGCUGGGACUAUGCCAUGGUCAUCAGGUUAUUCCAUGGGGUGACCUCGACUCACUGGCAAUGCUACAGAGGCAACUUGGUGUAGAUAUCCUUAUCACAGGUCACACCCAUCAGUUUACAGCAUACAAACACGAGGGUGGCGUGGUUAUAAAUCCAGGCUCUGCAACAGGUGCCUACAGCAGCAUGACUUAUGAUGUCAACCCAAGUUUUGUUCUUAUGGACAUUGAUGCCCUCCGUGUCGUAGUUUAUGUAUAUGAACUUAUUGAUGGCGAGGUUAAGGUUGACAAGAUUGAUUUCAAGAAAACAUCUACAAGCUAGUCUGCGCAUUGAACACUUAUUUUGUUGAUACUCACUUUUAUCUUUCUUUUUCCUAUUUGGAUGUUUAGUUUUUUUUUCUCUUCAAACUUUUCAAGGGUGUACUGUGUUUCUAAGGUUUAUAUUGCUUUGAACAGUGUAUUUGGCCAUAUCAUAUAGGAUUCUUAGGAUUUGAUCAAUCUGUGAUCUAUUCGAAACUUGUAUGACUGAUUAGCAAUGACUUUGUGUACUCUUGUUAUCAGUGAUUGGCACAAGGAUGAGACACAGCAAUAACAAGUUAUUUGGCUUUUAAGGAAAA
This is a messenger RNA of Lotus japonicus, 1151 nucleotides long. RefSeq names its product vacuolar protein sorting-associated protein 29. Gene Ontology annotation, biological process: retrograde transport, endosome to Golgi; intracellular protein transport. The record is from RefSeq and is a predicted model, not a curated record. The transcript has 4 exons. The coding region runs from base 296 to 856 and encodes 186 amino acids. NCBI's taxonomy places the organism in Eukaryota, Viridiplantae, Streptophyta, Magnoliopsida, Fabales, Fabaceae. Gene Ontology annotation, cellular component: retromer complex; endosome.